GAAGUCGUAAGGAUGCUGGAUUCACUGAGACAAGGUGGGGUCAUAGUCGUGACGUACUUGGUUGUAUAAUAAUGAUGAUGAUCAUCGUCAUACACUCACUGCACAUUCACAGCUUGACCUGCCUUUUAUAUAUCGAGACGUAAGCUUCCGGCUUUGUUGAGGCAGUUUGAUAGAUAAUAUGAUUGGGUACAUCACGAAACGAGCCAAACUGUAGAGUAUGUUCACCAAUUGUUCACGAUGCUGUCUCGCUCAGUUCGUCUAAGUCAACGCGCCCUUUCAGGCAGGGCCCAGACACUAGCUCCCAUCGCCCAGCGUCAUUACGCCGAAUCGCAUUUUCCGGGUGCCAAAGUAGAGUCACUUGGGCACAGCCAGAUAUGGAAAGUAAGUGAAGCGAUUAAGGAAGACCAUAAGCAAUUGAAGGACUACUACCACCGCGCUGUCAACUCGAAAGAUCCAGAUGAGCAGGAACGCUACGGCAAUGCUUUUAUAUGGGAAUUGGCGCGCCACUCUAUCGCAGAGGAGCUUGUAGUAUACCCGGCAUUUGAGCGAGACGUACAGGAUGGCCAGAACAUCGCCGACAACGACAGGGACCAGCAUCAAACUAUUAAGGAGCAACUCUAUGAGUUCCAGAAGCUCAAACCUCGAGAUGAAGCAUAUGUUCCCACCCUGCAAUCGCUCUUCAAAAAUCUGGAGACUCACAUAAAGGAAGAAGAGGAAGACCAUCUCGUCAAGCUGGAGAAUAGUCUUAGCUUGACGGAGUCGAAGGAGCUAAGCCAGAGCUUUGAACGGACUAAGAUGUUCACUCCGACGCGGUCGCACCCUUCAGCCCCCAACAAGCGCCCUUUCGAGACCGUUGUCGGCCUCAUGACGGCGCCUGUUGACAAGCUUAGGGAUCUUCUCUUCACCAAAUUUCCAGAGAAGAAAAUGCCCGACAUAGGACAUAUGGAACAUGGAGUAGGAAAAUCAGACCGGUGAUCGAGUCUCGCUCAUGUCAAUGGGCUUGUAUGUUGGAUGACGGAAAUGAAGAUAUGUGUUGAAGUACGUGCCAGAGCUCAAUGAAUAGAGAUAAUAACAUCGUUACGAUAAUAUAUAUUCAUUGGGGACUGUCGCGUCCAACUGCUUGAUUAGCUGAGGUACUGGUUGCUGUGAGGGAGCCAAAAACGCUCAAUAAAGUACAUAGUAGGCGAAGCUACCAAAAGAAGCUAAGUCUAACGACAGUAACACGGAAAGGGUCAAAGAUACUACUGAAGGACCAAGGCCAAGC
Molecule: messenger RNA, 1264 nt
Organism: Xylaria bambusicola
Lineage: Eukaryota; Fungi; Ascomycota; Sordariomycetes; Xylariales; Xylariaceae
Exons: 2
Coding region: 238-975 (245 amino acids)
Source: RefSeq, a predicted model, not a curated record